AUGAACUACCUUCAAGGUCUCCUCACGAUCCUGAUAGUCGUGUCAGCCAACGAUGCUGCUGUGCAUGAACUGGAGACAUCUGGUUUCAUCGCAGACAUGAUAAGGCAAGGGCAAUCCAAGAUCGAAUUGCGAAAGGGAGCGCACCUCCUCGACCAUACGCUUUCGCUGAGACUUGCGAGGAGCGUGUCAGUGUUUGGUGAGGAACGGAAGUACAAGAUAGAGGAUGAGAAGUAUCAGCUAGGCCCAGAGAAGGAAGUCAAGGUGAGAGGCUCAUGGUUUCUCGAGCAAGACCUCAGCAAGACUGCUGAGGGCCGCUUCGAGAACCUCUACUUGCUGAACGAGAGGCAAAACUCAGAUCCCAGAACCAGUGCCGGGGUCUUCUUCAUUCUCGGUGGGAACUGGGAUUUCAACAAGUGUUGCAUCAUGGGUACUGGCACGGGUUUCGAAGCACCUGCCUUGAUUAUCAUAGGAGGGGAACUAGACGAGGAACGCCCUCUGGACUCUCCUAUGUGCCAAUCGCCCAAGGUUUCCAUGUAUCAAACCAAGGUACAAGAACUCCCCAUAGACCAGCGAGAAUUCAACGAUUCGGUUGUGCCUCAAGACUUGAACAACCUCAUCUACGUGGGCGGAAACUCUACUUUUACCGCGAAGAAGUGCGAACUUUCAGGUGCGGUGAUGUUCAACAUGAUGAUCUAUGGGAACAGCGCAGUGAAGAACAAGGCUAUAUUUGCUUUCGUGCUGGGAAAGCACAGAGUGACUCUCAGGAAGAACAAGUUUGUUGGGAAGGUCUUCUUGGCGUCUGAGCGGUUUGACAACGCGACGUUGAUCGAAGAAGACAACAUCUUCGAUCCAUUCAUAAACCUGCGCUCUCCACCUAAUCACUCAAGGUGA
Messenger RNA from Guillardia theta CCMP2712, 891 nucleotides. RefSeq lists its product as hypothetical. NCBI's taxonomy places the organism in Eukaryota, Cryptophyceae, Pyrenomonadales, Geminigeraceae. The transcript is spliced from 4 exons. The record is from RefSeq and is a predicted model, not a curated record. Bases 1 to 891 code for a protein of 296 amino acids.